Molecule: messenger RNA, 3513 nt
Organism: Neospora caninum
Lineage: Eukaryota; Apicomplexa; Conoidasida; Eucoccidiorida; Sarcocystidae
Exons: 5
Coding region: 1-3513 (1170 amino acids)
Molecular function (GO): starch binding
Source: RefSeq, a predicted model, not a curated record
AUGACGGGCCAGCACGAAGACACGCUUUUCUGCUACGUCAGAUUCAACUGUCACUGCAACCAAACCCAUAUCGGCGAUCAAGUUUGUCUGCUGGGGAGCACAGCGUCGCUAGGGAACUGGUCUUUUUCGCAUCGCCUCACACUGACCACCUCCCCGGAACUGUUUCCCCUCUGGCGCACGGAGUGCCCAGUGCUCCUUCCGGCGAAUUCCGAAGUUCGCUACAAAUUCUUGAUUUGCAGAGAAGAUGCGCCUCUCUGUCUCGCUUGCCGCUACGGCGGCUCGCCGGGACGUCGCGGCUCUUUCGGCGCACGCAAGCUCGCGAGCCUCCGCCGCUCGCUCGGGCUGCGCCGCCCUCUUCCCCCGCCAUCUUCGUUCUCGCCAGCCUCUCCGUCCUUCGCAGGCCACCGAGAUGGAGAGUUCUUUCCAGGCCGCCGAGACACAGAGAGUGCCUCCGAGUCUCUGUCCGGCUUGGACAGCGACAGCGAGAGCAGAGUAGACAGAGACGAUCCUCUUCUGUCUCCGCCCAUCAGAAGCCGCGCAGACGUCGAGGGGCGCGCGGGGGCCAUCUGGCGAGGUCGAAGAGCCCAGGGCGCAAACGGGCGUUGUGGGGAGUGGAGAGCAGACGCCUGUCCCCAGAGAGAGGCGCUGGGCCUUGCACUCACAGUCGACGCAGUGAGAAGUCAAGCGUGUUGCGGGGCAGUGAUGAAGGGAGAAUGGGAAGCUCCAAAAAGAUGGGAAAGCAUCCGAGGCGUACAGGGCGACCGCGUGCUCCGCGUGGCCACACACGCCCUGGAGGUCUUUGACACUUUCGGCGCCGAGCCCGCCGCGCCUUCUUCCACGCGACAGGCCAGUGCAGCGCUCCCCAGUGCGCCCGCGCCCGCUCAGGCUGCCCCGCCUCUCGCAGGGUCUCCGCGUUUGGCAGGCUCUCGGGAGGACUGUUGGUACAUCUCGCCGGGAAGUUGCCUGUUUGCAUGCGACAGCGCAGAGGCCGUGGAGAGAAGAAGCUCGCAGAGCCGUGAGGCGGCUUCUCUCGCACGCGAACAAGCCCGGAGCGGCGUCCUGCCCUGUCUCUCGCACCGAGAGGGUUCUCUCUCGCGCUCUGCAGCUGCGUCGGGUUUCAACCGCACCAGCCUUCGCCGUCACGUCCCCCCUCUGAAGCUCCCCGCCGACCUCUCGCACUCGCCACUGUCAGGCGCCUCUCCGCACUACGGCCCUACCCCCUCCUCUUCUCGUUCCCAUUCGUACUUCUCGCGGCUCAAGCGUGUGGAGGGCGCUGAGGUUCGACACGGCGACUCGCCCAGACUCAGCGGCUGGCUGACCUCGGCCCUCCCCGAAGUCUAUGGCGGCCGGAGGCGCAGCAGCGUCUCCACGAGUGAUGUCCCUCCCUUCUCCGCGCGUUUGGCUUCGCUGCAUGCACAGGUCCCCUCUGGAGCGACGCCUCGAAAGGUGCCCCUAUCGCCUCUCGCCUCAGACUCCUUUCGCUCGGCGCUGCAGUCCAUGGCUGCGUACUACCCGGCGCACGGGCUCGCCGACCUCGCUCCGACCGCGUUGGGCUCCACUCCCCGCGGCUGCGCGGGAGGCCCGUCGGAGACAGCUAACGGGGCGACGGCGACCGGGCCUCCGAAGCGCGCCGAAGCCGCGCAAGCUCGCGGCCUGCUGAACGCUGAAAGAGAAGGAGAGGCUCGGUUCUCGCUCGGGAUCGAAGGUCCGAAGGAACGUCGCACGGCGGCCGGCGCUACCACGCCGUCGCGUCUCCUCGCCUCCUGCGUCUCUGCGCCGCCUCGCGAGGGCGCAGCUCUGGCGGACGCUCCACAAGUGGAAGGAAGAGAAAGCGCUGUCAUUAAAGGAGAGCAACGCGCGAGAGAGGGAGAUACGGACGACAGCAGAGGCACGGGAGAAGGCGCUUCGUUUCUCCUCUCAAAGACGACGCAUGCCAUCCAGGACGCCGCACUCGUCGUAACCGAAGCUGCCUUUGCGCGCCUGGAACAACGCCUCGUCCAGACUGUGCAAGCUGUAUGUACUCCGCGUGUGUCCGGACUCACGGAAGGCAGAGAAGCGGAGGCGACCUCGCCGCGAGGCACGAACGGGGCGAGCGAUGGGAAAGAGGGCCGUGAAGAGAGCUCAGAAACUCCAGGCGCAAGCUCAUGCAGAAGCAGAGAGCGAGCAGAGAAACCGGCGACUCCCGCGUCUUUUGUUUCGGGUGCACAGAGCUCUCCUGAGAGGAAACGAGAAGGGAAGGACGAUGAACGCGAGCAGGAGAGAGGAGCGCUUGGGAUACGAGGCCGAGGUCGGACAGACGCGCUGGGUCGGACGACAGAGAGGAGACGCGUGAGCUUUGCCCGACGGAAAGGAAUGCCCGCAAGGUCUCUCAAGAGCCUCAGAGCUUCUGUGCGGAAACAAGGCGUGUCUCUUCUCUCCACCAUCGAUGGCAGCGAGCAUGGUGCAACAGACCUCCACAGACAGGCUGGCGAAGGCUGGGCUCUGCUGGGAACGAAUCAGAGAGGAGAGGAGGCGAACGAAAGAGAAGGGGAAAACGAUGGAGACGGCGCGAGAGAAGAAGAAACUGGAGAGACAUCUUGUCUCUCUACGCAUGUGUCGCUGUCUUCCUUCUCUUCAGCGCCCCACCCUGGUGCCGACCAGCCCCCCCAGCGGACACCCUCGGGUGACGCUCGCAGUGUCAGAGCCUCUUCUGCUCUGUCUCUUCCUCUCCCUUCCCCAGACUCAGAGUCGACGAGGAAGGAAAACGUAGACGAGCAAGAAGAGACAGACGGGCAGAGAGUGGGCGAGAAGGUAGAGGGAAAGGUAGACAAAAAGGUAGAAGAGAAGGAAGAGGGCAGGGAGAAGGCGAGUGAAGAGCACCUGCACGCGCAACUAUCGUCUUUGAACGACCAAGUGACAUGUUUGUCUUCCUCACUAUUUGAAAUUCGGAGAGAGCAAGCGUUUUCUCGGCAGCUCCUUGCCUCUCUGUGCGGCUGUCUCGAGCGAGCUCUGGAGGAGCGACAGGAGACAGGGACUGUGCUUUCUGGUUUCCCUUCCCGCCGGGGUCACACGCCUCGGGUGCCCAAGCGAAGAGGGAGUGACCUGGUCUCCUUUCAGCUAGAGACUUCUGAGACCCAGAGAGAGGUGAACAGCGAAGGCGAGCCGGCGGCGACAAGAAACGGAAGAGCGGAAGUCCCUGGAGGAACGACUUGCGUCGUCCCUCGUCGUAGACUCGGAGAAGCAAAUGAACACGACAAAGCUAAAGGAGAGGCAGAAAGAGCAGGAGAAGGAGAGGACGGAGGAGGAGAGAAAGUAGGAGAGCGUCAGGGCGAUUCAGGUGUCGCCGGCGCGGAGUGUGAAGAGCGAGGAGAAGGAAAACGAGAGGGAGGACGAGAAGACUUGGAAUUUUCAGAGGGGAGCGUCGUGCCGGUGUAUGCUCUGGAUGUUCUUUCUUCGCGAUGCGAGAGCGAAGAAGAACAAGGCCUUGACGAUACGCCAGGGGGCGAAGAAAGACCGAGGCGAUUAGGAGUGUGA